AUGCGACGUCCAUUUGUACGGGUACUACAAUAUACGCUGGUAGCUGGAUGCAUAUUUAUGGUAUACGUAUUUUUUGUUUCAUCCUCACAAAGCAAGUUAGUCAGACGUCUUAACGAAUUUGACAAUGAUCAUCCUGGUGUAUUCAUUGGCAAAGAAGAUGUUGAAAUGCAAGUGGAGGAUGGAAUUGAUCCUUUCGCGGAAUACAAGAACUUAGCCAAAAAGGACUGGCAUGAUCAUGAGUUGAUGAAAAAAGACCAGGAACGGACGGGACCUGGAGAACGUGGUGAACCAGUUGUUCUUCCCAAAGAUGCAGAAACUAAAAAACGACAGGCUGUUAAUGGCUAUGAUGCUGCUGUUAGCGAUGUGAUUGCACUGGAUCGUGCCCCUAAAGAUAUUAGACAUAAGGAAUGUAAGAAUGUCAAGUAUCUUGAGAAGCUUCCUUCUGUGUCAGUCAUAUUUCCGUUUCAUGACGAGCACAAUUCGACAUUGUUAAGAAGCGUUCAUUCUAUACUUUUACGGUCACCGAAAGAACUUCUGAAGGAAAUCGUACUGGUGGAUGAUGCUAGCACUAAACCUUUCUUGCAAAAUCCGCUUGAUGAUUACUUAAAAAAAUUGAACAUCGACCGCAUUGUGAAAGUUGUGCGGACAAAGAAACGAGAAGGACUAAUAAGAGCUAGACAAAUAGGCGCUCAGCAUGCCACUGCCGAUAUAAUGGUUUUUCUUGAUGCUCAUUCGGAGGCUAAUUACAACUGGCUACCUCCACUGAUUGAGCCAAUUGCAUUAGAUUACAAGACUGUCGUUUGUCCGUUUGUUGACGUUAUUGACUGCGACACGUACGAGUAUAGGCCGCAGGAUGAAGGGGCGAGGGGUUCGUUUGACUGGUCUUUCAACUACAAACGAUUGCCCUUGACGAAAGAUGAUUUGAAAAACCCAGUUCAACCUUUCAAAAGCCCAGUUAUGGCUGGAGGUUACUUUGCUAUCAGUAGGAAGUGGUUCUGGGAGCUUGGAGGUUACGAUGAAGGAUUAGACAUCUGGGGCGGAGAACAGUACGAAUUAUCAUUCAAGGUGUGGCAGUGUCAUGGAAGGAUGGUAGAUGCUCCUUGCUCUCGAGUGGGCCAUAUUUAUAGGUGCAAGUAUGUUCCGUUCCCAAAUCCUGGUGUCGGUGACUUUAUCUCGCGGAAUUACAGAAGAGUUGCUGAAGUGUGGAUGGAUGAAUAUGCGGAGUAUUUGUAUAAAAGAAGGCCAGCUUUACGUAUUGUAAAUCCAGGCGAUUUGACCAAACAAAAAGCCGUACGUCAGCGAUUGAAGUGCAAAUCUUUUGACUGGUUUAUGAAAAACAUUGCCUUUGAUCAAGACCACUAUUACCCCGCUGUCGAACCACAAGACUCAGCAUCAGGAGAGCUUCGAAAUGUGGCUGCAAAUAAAUGCGUGGAUACGCAGUUCAAAGAAACAAAUACUCGUUUUUCGCUACGUGUUUGCCUCAGUGAUGAUUCCUCUGGUGGUGGUGAGCAGAAUCUUCGUCUUACUUUCUGGUUUGACGUACGUCCAAAAGGACGAAAUUAUUGCUUUGACGUAUCGACUUCUGAUCCUCAAGCACCGGUAGUUAUGUUUUCUUGCCAUGGAAUGAAAGGCAACCAGCACUUUAAAUAUCUCUUAGCAAGUAAACAGAUGUUUCAUCCAGUUAGUCACCAGUGCUUGGACUGUGACCCAGAAAGAGGCGAAAUUUUCAUGAAUCGUUGUGACGAAAGUAAGAAAUCUCAAAUGUGGACGUGGACCCAGAUUAAUGCUACACUGAUCGAAGAAAGGAACAAACAAGAUUAG
Molecule: messenger RNA, 1821 nt
Organism: Enterobius vermicularis (human pinworm)
Lineage: Eukaryota; Metazoa; Nematoda; Chromadorea; Rhabditida; Oxyuridae
Source: the annotation of a GenBank genome assembly